This is a messenger RNA of Drosophila busckii, 396 nucleotides long. RefSeq names its product H/ACA ribonucleoprotein complex subunit GAR1-like. NCBI's taxonomy places the organism in Eukaryota, Metazoa, Arthropoda, Insecta, Diptera, Drosophilidae. The transcript has 2 exons. The coding region runs from base 1 to 396 and encodes 131 amino acids. The record is from RefSeq and is a predicted model, not a curated record.
AUGAAUACCAAGACUUUGAUGCUUAGCUGCGCCUUCUUGGCCAUACUUGUGGCCUAUGUGCCAUUGAGCAACGCUGCAGCCUGCACUGAUGAGAUCAAUGGCGAUUGCACUGACUGCACGAAUGCCGUUAAUUUUGAACAUGCUGAUUGCCUUGCUGUUGUUCCUCCUACGGAUGAUGAUGAGGAUACUGAAGAAGUAGAGUCAACCACUGGCGAUUGUGGUGGACGCGGUCCACGUGGACCUCAUAGGCAUCACCAUGGACGCAGAGGUGGCCGCAGAGGUGGACGCGGUGGCAGACGUGGUGGAUUCGGUGGACGCGGUGGAUUCGGUGGACGCAGCGGUGGCUUCGGCGGUCGUGGUGGUCGCUUCGGCAGGCGCGGCGGACGUCGUAACUAA